Messenger RNA from Rotaria sp. Silwood1, 996 nucleotides. Lineage: Eukaryota; Metazoa; Rotifera; Eurotatoria; Philodinida; Philodinidae. The record is from the annotation of a GenBank genome assembly.
AUGCAAUCAUCUUUUUCAAAUCCACCAGCACCGGUGGAUUCAAUUGUUAUUAAUGACUUAUCAACACAAAAACCAACAACAACACUUCUACAUUCAUCAAAUAUAAAAAAACAAUAUCAUCAUCAUUUAUAUAAUUAUUGGACAUUAAAUGAACGUUUAAGAUCAAAAAAUGAAAAAUUAUUUAAAAUACAACAAUCAUCAUGUCGUUUUGCAUUCUAUUCAUUAUGGUUAUUUGUAUUAGCAGGUGUUAUGGCUAUAAUAGUAUAUCGUUUUACAAAUGAUUGUCCAUUACCAACAACUGAUCGAAAACAAUAUGGUUUGAAAUGUUUAAAACAUAUUCUCUUUCUUGUUGCUGUAUGUAUUAGUUUUCUUGCAUGUAGUGGUAUUAUAUUUGGUGCUUGCCGAUAUUUUCGUGCUCAACCUCGACAAUUGCUAUAUAAUGAUGAAUGUGAAUUACGUUUAAUACCCAAUUAUGACAUUUUAUCCAUACCUAAUACAUCAGAUUCGUGUUGUUGUCAAAGAUCAUUGCCUAAUCGUGCUUCUUUAUUAUCGUCUCAACAAAUUUCAAAUCCAAAUGAUGAACAUUCAAAUGUUACUAUGACUUCAUCUAUACAGAAUAUAUCAUCACAACGUAAGGUACCUCCAUUUACAUACGAGGAAUUACCACCGACUCACCCAUUAUCUCCUCCACCAUUACCACCACUACCGAUUUCACCAAGUUUUAAUUUAAACUCAGAAUCUUUUAAUACUACUAAUAAUAAAAGUAUAUUUUUUUCAUCGUCUGCUUCGUCUUCAUCAUCACCACAAUCGAUUUUUUCUACCACAAUGAUUUCUAAUAAUCCUAAUGCAACGACUUCUCAUAAUAACACACGUAAAUCAACGUUAACUUUUGAAGAUGCUCGUUCAAGUACGCCUAAUUCUUAUACGACUUGUGUAUGUGGAGCAGAUGUCUGGGAAAGGCAGCAAAGACCAUCAAUUUCAAUGUCACCUCGUUAA